AUGUUGACCAAUUUCAAUUCUGUUGUUUUAUUGAAAUGGUACAUUAUUACAAUAACAAUUGUUCAAUUGUUCAAUUUUCAAUUAACACAUCAAGCGAUUUAUCAAAUUCAAACUAGUGAAGAAGAAGAAGUAGGAAACAGUAAUUUCCCAAUCGAAUUAUCAAAAGAUAUUUAUGUUUAUCAAUAUUCAGAAUCGAUCAAAUAUGAUGAAGUGUCUCCGGUGACAUUUGACAAAGCGGCCACAGUGACCCUCGGUGAAUAUCAAACUUUAAUUGUGAAACCUAUUUUUAAAAUAUGGUAUGCAGGAUUAGAUAUGGAUUAUGUUGAAAUAUUUCCUGGUGUUUAUUCAAAUAAAGAUGACAUAAUGGAUUGUUUUGUUAAAUGUUUCAUGUGUUUAUAUGAUAGCAUUUACUCAAUUCUACUUACAUAA
This is a messenger RNA of Schistosoma turkestanicum, 429 nucleotides long. NCBI's taxonomy places the organism in Eukaryota, Metazoa, Platyhelminthes, Trematoda, Strigeidida, Schistosomatidae. The record is from the annotation of a GenBank genome assembly.